CCUCGGACCUGACGCCCGUGAGGGCGGGGCACCCCCGAUAUGGCGAUGAAGAGCCGACCCCGCGCAGCGUACCCCGCCGGCCCAGGAAGAAUGCGUUUUCGACAUUUCCGUCGCUGCGGAGGCCGGAGAGUAGUGGACGGUGGUCGUGAAACGCGGCCGGCGACGGCAGCGCUGCCGAGCAGGUAUAUUAAGGCCUCGGCUCCGUCGUCCGUCGUCAUUCUUUUUUUUCGGUCCGCUCGAGUCUGUCCGUCCUGCCAUCAUUCUGUUCCAAGUUUUUCCCGACCGCGCACCAACGCGUUCCGACGUCGCCGUCCGCGUGGACGCUGCUCCCGUCGAGCGACACAGCAAUAUCCGUGGAUGAUCGUCGUCAUUAUUCACGACGCGACCGAUGCCGAAGACGACAGCUGCUGCUACCGACACCGUUUUGGAUCAUUGACGCAUCGACGUUUCGAAUCCGAGGGAAAAACGUCCGGGACACAUAUUCUACGUCGCUCCCCCUCGUUCGCCAUAACACUUGUUUCCACCCGCUGUAGUUUCGCCGUCCCGAAUCUGGAAAACCGCAUCACACAAGAUGGCUACACCCCCAAAUGAUAAACCUGUCUCGCAGAUUUUAAAAUUUGAUCAUCAUAUGUCAAACAGAUCUCCAAUCAUUUUGAAUAAUUCAUAUCCUAUAACUGAAUCUGUUUCUGAUAAUAUAUUUCAGCCAAUGUCUAGACCAACUUUUGGCGAAGAACUGCCUUCUUGGGAUUUGACCUCAUACAAAAAUCGCUUAAAAACAUUUGCUGGAGUUUGGAAACUACAAUUUAUAACCCCUACUCAAAUGGCCAAAGCUGGAUUAUAUUACGUUGGCCCACAAGAUCGUGUUAGAUGUACGUUUUGUUCUUCAGAAUACGAUUAUUGGCAACCUGGUGAAGAUCCGUCUGCUGAACAUAAAAGGCAGUCUCCACAUUGUGCAUUUUUUAAUGACUCUUCUGAUGGUUAUGAUGUGUGUGGAAUUUAUACGUCGGGUCCUGGUGAGUUACCAAAGUUACAAGAUUAUUUAGAAUCUGUGGGUAUUCUGCAAGAAAUGAAACCACCUGAGCACAAGGAUUUGGCCACCUUAGAAGCACGCUUACAAUCCUUUGAAAAAUGUUUGAUACCAUUAAAACAAAAUAUUCAAACUCUAUGUGAAGCGGGAUUUUAUUAUCAAGGCACUGGUACAAAUGACAGUAUGCGUUGUUAUUACUGUGAUCAAGGUCUUAUAGACUGGGAUGAUUACGAUGAACCAUGGACAGAACAUGCCAGAUGGUCAAACACUUGUAUUCAUGUGUUGUUGAAUAAAGGGAAAAACUUUAUUGACGAAGUAUGUGGUCUGAAAAACACAAAACUAAAAGCAACGGAAGUACGCAAGUGGAUUGCUGAACAUAAGGAUACGUCUAUCAUUGAAAAUAAUAUGAAAGUGAAUUCGACAAAAAUAAAACUUGAUGAGCCAGAAAUUUCCAACAUGCGUCAAAUCAAAAUAACAUCUGUUGAAAACCUACAGCUUUGUGAAAUGCGAGAUCCUAAUACAAUGCCAGAUUCUAUGCUGUGCAAGAUUUGCUAUAAAGAAGAAAUGAAAGUGGCUUGUGUCCCUUGCGGCCAUGUUGUCGCCUGCAUUCAAUGCGCUCUAUCACUCGAACAUUGCGCUAUGUGUAGACAGCCGAUGGACCUGCUUAUGAGAGUUCACUUAUCAAUGGAUGAAGAAAAAGUUAACAAUGUCGAACAGUUACCGUGCAGUUCAUCACAGUGUUUAGAUGCACAAUUAGACCCAAUGCUUUGCAGAGUAUGUCACGAAGAAGAAAUGGCAGCGGUAUUUAUACCCUGUAGACACAUUUAUGCCUGCGUCAAAUGUGGACCAAAUAUGAAUGAGUGUCCGGUGUGUAAAGAAGGUAUAGGUUGCUCUAUUCAAGUAUACUUAUAAGGCUUGUAAAAUCACUGCGAUGAAUUGUGUGGUGAAAACCAUGCUAUUAUUGUGUGGUGAAAACCAUACUAUUAUUGUAUGGUGAUAACCAUACUAUUAUUAAAUUUCAAUUUGGAUAAUUAAUUUCAGUUUUAACAUCUUAUUUUAUAAUGAAAUAUAACAAGCAUGAAAGUGUUAAAUAAAUCAAUGGUAGCUCUUAAGGCAGAUAUUCCAAUGUAUCUAUAGUUUCUUUGUAAAUAAAUAUUUUUGGUUUUUAGUUUUA
Messenger RNA from Acyrthosiphon pisum (pea aphid), 2201 nucleotides. Its product is annotated as baculoviral IAP repeat-containing protein 7-B-like. The record is from RefSeq and is a predicted model, not a curated record. Gene Ontology annotation, biological process: regulation of cell cycle; positive regulation of protein ubiquitination; negative regulation of apoptotic process. The coding region runs from base 572 to 1939 and encodes 455 amino acids. The transcript is spliced from 6 exons. NCBI's taxonomy places the organism in Eukaryota, Metazoa, Arthropoda, Insecta, Hemiptera, Aphididae. Gene Ontology annotation, molecular function: cysteine-type endopeptidase inhibitor activity involved in apoptotic process; ubiquitin protein ligase activity. Gene Ontology annotation, cellular component: nucleus; cytoplasm.